AUGGAUUUGAAUCUGAUUGGAUAUAUGAUGUGUUUGUGGUUGUCCAGCUCCAGGGUGCUUGGAGGCUAUCCCAUCUGGUGGUCACUGGCGCUGGGGCAGCAGUACUCCUCGCUGGGCUCGCAGCCCAUCCUGUGCAGCUCCAUCCCAGGUCUGGUGCCCAAGCAGCUGCGCUUCUGCCGCAACUACAUCGAGAUCAUGCCCAGCGUGGCCGAGGGUGUGAAGCUGGGCAUCCAGGAGUGCCAGCACCAGUUCCGCGGCCGGCGCUGGAACUGCACAACCAUCAAGAACAACUUGGCCAUCUUUGGCCCUGUACUGGACAAAGCCACAAGGGAGUCGGCGUUUGUCCACGCCAUAGCGUCGGCCGGCGUGGCGUACGCGGUGACGCGCUCGUGCGCCGAGGGCACGUCCACCAUGUGCGGCUGCGACUCGCACCACAAGGGCCCGCCGGGCGAGGGCUGGAAGUGGGGGGGCUGCAGCGAGGACGCCGAGUUCGGCGUGCUCGUGUCGCGCGAGUUCGCCGACGCCCGCGAGAACCGGCCGGACGCCCGCUCCGCCAUGAACCGCCACAACAAUGAAGCCGGGCGAAUGACCAUCCUGGAGAACAUGCACCUGCGCUGUAAGUGCCACGGCCUGUCGGGCAGCUGCGAGGUCAAGACGUGCUGGUGGGCGCAGCCCGACUUCCGCAUGCUGGGCGACUACCUGAAGGACAAGUACGACAGCGCCUCGGAGAUGGUGGUGGAGAAGCACCGGGAGUCGCGCGGCUGGGUGGAGACGCUGCGCGCCAAGUACGCCUUCUUCAAGCACCCGACGGAGCGCGACCUGGUCUACUACGAGGGCUCGCCCAACUUCUGCGAGCCCAACCCGGAGACGGGCUCGUUCGGCACGCGCGACCGCGUCUGCAACGUGUCGUCGCACGGCAUCGAGGGCUGCGACCUGCUGUGCUGCGGGCGCGGCCACAACACGCGGACGGAGAAGCGGAAGGAGAAGUGCCACUGCGUCUUCCACUGGUGCUGCUACGUCAGCUGCCAGGAGUGCACGCGCAUCUACGACGUGCACACCUGCAAAUGA
Sardina pilchardus (European sardine) is the source of this 1068-nucleotide messenger RNA. RefSeq names its product wingless-type MMTV integration site family, member 3 (gene wnt3). The record is from RefSeq and is a predicted model, not a curated record. Bases 1 to 1068 code for a protein of 355 amino acids. The transcript has 4 exons. Gene Ontology annotation, cellular component: extracellular region. Gene Ontology annotation, biological process: multicellular organism development; canonical Wnt signaling pathway; neuron differentiation. NCBI's taxonomy places the organism in Eukaryota, Metazoa, Chordata, Actinopteri, Clupeiformes, Clupeidae. Gene Ontology annotation, molecular function: frizzled binding; cytokine activity.